UUUAUUUUCUGGAUCUGUGCCUGACCAUGGCGCCACCGCCUCGCUAGCUGCAGCGAAACCAGUGACAGCAUGCAGCGGCGUAGCUUGGAGGACUAUGCAAUAACAUUCCCAAAAUUCUCCUGGCCAAAAUCUCUGCCUCUCUAUGUGAUCAUUGUGCUCCCAACCCUAGAUUCUGAUCUGUAUUUUCUCCAUCAAUGGAUCUCUUUGUUGCAGGUGAUUGGGACGGAACAGAUGGCCUUGCCGGCGCAGCCCGGCGCCGUGGGCGACGACUCCUCGCCACCGAUUUUGCGCCUCGCCGAGGACCUCCUCGCGAAGAUCUUCCUCCUGCUGCCGGCCCUCGCCGACGUCGAGAGCACCGCCGCAGCCUGCCCAGCCUUCCGCCGCGUCGUGGCCGACCGCUCCUUCCUGCGCCUCCUCCGCCGCGCCCACCUGCACCGGGCGCCCUUCGUCGGCUUCCUCUUCUGCAAGUUCCACCCCGCGGAGGCGCCGCACUCCUCCGCGCCCUGCGCUCGGGCCCUCGAGCGGGCCGCCGACCUGUCCUUCUCCUACAUCCACUCGACCGGCUCCUUCACCCGCUGGUUCCCGCUGGACGCGCGCGACGGCCGCGUCGUGCUCGGGCACGGGUCGAGCAGCAGCUUCGUGGUGUGCGACCCUUUGUACCGGAGGUGCCUGCUGCUCCCCCCGAUCCCGGAGCCGGGCGCCGCGCGGCAGUGCCCGUUCCUCUUCCCCGCCAAGGGCGACGAGGCGGAGACGUCCUUCAAGCUCGGUUGCAUGGCUGAGUUCGAGCCUGGCCUGAUGCUGUGUUUGGUCUUCUCUUCGUCCACCGGACAAUGGAGCAACCUGCGAAGCGACGGCAUCUUGUCCAAGCCCAAGCCAUUCUACGCGUGCGGCUGCUUCUACUGGAAGCUCACUCCCGACAUGCUGCUUGUGCUCGACACGCGCGCCAUGGCGAUGGGAUUCGACGUCGUGGAGAUCCCGUCCACAUACGGGGAGCGGGAUUUCGUCGUUGCGGAGGCCGGGGAAGGACGGACAGGGAUCUUCUCCCUCCGGCACAGCUAUGCUCGCGCCGCUUCUUCGCUCAUCUGCGCUGUGAAGCAGGGCGGCGGCGCCGGCGUGAACUGGCAGUACAAGAGGAGACUCAGUUUGCCGCCUCGGUUUCGCUACGCUUUCGCAGGGGCUAGCGAUCGGCACCUACUCCUGCAUGGGUCUCCAUGGAACCAUCAAGAAAAAGCUUCGGAUGAGAACUCUGACAGUGGAAGUGGGUACUUCUCAGUGGAGUCUCACACCAUGAAGAUUGAGAAGGUGUGUGGCUUAAGGGUGCUCGUGGAUGCCGUGCCCUAUACUAGCUUCCCACCGUCACUGUGUCUACCAAGCAUAUGAAGUGGUAAGCUCUAUCUUUAUCAAAUUUCCCGUCGCUUAGGAUUUUGUGGCCAUUGAGAGCCUGCUCAUUUGAUUCAGGAAACAGUAUCUGUAUCUGUAUGUUAUCUUAAUUACUCUUUUGAUGUCUUGUAGUUUGGUUGGGUUACAAUGUUUGGAAAGUUUCUUUAUAUAAGGAUAAGGAUUGCAAUCGUCGUUUCUUUUA
This is a messenger RNA of Panicum virgatum (switchgrass), 1582 nucleotides long. RefSeq lists its product as uncharacterized. Gene Ontology annotation, molecular function: protein binding. The transcript has a single exon. The record is from RefSeq and is a predicted model, not a curated record. NCBI's taxonomy places the organism in Eukaryota, Viridiplantae, Streptophyta, Magnoliopsida, Poales, Poaceae. Bases 70 to 1380 code for a protein of 436 amino acids.